AUUCGCCAAGCCAGUUACCGUUUUGUGCAGUCUGUAUUUAAGUGGCUUUCGUCCAAGACACCUGUGGUCACAAUGGGAAUAUGUGGGGAUCCCGGUUUUCGAGGAUUUAUAAUCGCAACGGCAGUUCAGAACGUCUUCCUCCAAAUCCUCGGUGCCAUAGUUAACGCGCUGAGCUUAUGGUGUCUAUGGAAAUGCCGAAGAACUGGCAACGCCAUAAAACUCCAGCUUGCUCUGGUCUUCAUCCUGCUGUUCCUGUUAGCUACGGUGAUCCUCCCGGGCGAAGGAUGGAUUAAUUACCUCGACUUCUUUUGUCGGAGUGAAAAGAUCAGAGACUCCACGACCAUCUUUUUCCUCCUCGCAUCCGGGUUCAUUCUGCAGUUGGAGAGGAUGAAUAUAAGCAGCGUGGCCAUUUACAGGUUCAUUGCAGUCAAGUUUCCUCAGCUAUAUAAACGGAUGACUCAGGUGAAGGUGGUUGCAGCGUUGGAGGUCAUAAUCUUUAUUUACAUUUCUAUCCCCUACCUCAUAGGAUUUACACAGCCAAUGACGGUGGCCAGAUUCGAAGACGGGAACCAGUACGUUAAGUUCGGGCAGAGAAAUUCUACUGUUGCCAAGGUUGUUUAUAGGAUGUAUGCUUACAAUUUCCUGAUCCCAUUCCUGAUAACGUUAACAGCUUAUUCACUGAUGGCUGUCAUAGUAAGUAAGAUUCUCUAUCAGAAAUUCAAAACCAAGACCUUGGGGCAAACAGACCACGUGACCUUCACAAUACAGCUGAUUAUCCUGAUCGAUCUUGUGCUGGACGCCCCCCAUGCCAUCGCUCACUUCACGAGAGCCAAGCGUUCCAACAUGACGAUCGUCCACAUGGUUUUCCACAUGCACCUGAUAAUUGACCCUCUCAUCUUCCUCUUCUUGAAUCCACACAACAGGCGGGUCGUCGUGGAAACUGCGAGAGGCUCACUUCCUCAAAGGUUCGCUGCUUACUUGCCACCAGCUACGGCAAGUACCAACACCGGUACUCCUCCGAAGGACAGUCAUCCAAUGCUGAAUUCACCCACGCCCCACACCCGCCGCAAGUACGAAAUAAAUAGGCCGGUUGAUGAAAAUUCGCUGAUACUUCAAAAAGUAGGAAACCCCCCGAAUGCUGGCAAAUAUAAGUAUCAAGAGGAUAAAAGGGACCGGCCGAACACACUGGGAGUAUCACAGCUUGAUAAAGCAGACGAUGGCAUGUCAAAUAUUCCACUAACGCCAUUGGAUGAUGCCCUAAAAAGGUUUGAUGGAGGACAGCCUUAGAAUUAUUUAUACUUCACUGAAUUGUUGUAUCAGCAGUAUAAGGGUAUUUAUUCGAUAAGUAUAACAUUGUAGCUUAUAUCGAAGAUUAAAAUAGUUUGCUACAAUGAAAAUUGAAAAAAAAACUGGAAUUAUUCCUUCAUAUUGUGAUGUAAACAAUGGAAUUUUGACUCAUAAGAUAUAAUUUUCAUGAGAAUUUUAUAUGAACUUCUACACCCUUUACAGUAUUGCUAAAUAAACAAUGUGCAACCUACUAACAGUAAUUUAUUUCUUGAGAUAUCGAUCAGAACUUUCAGUGCUACUUCUAGAAAAAAGUAAUUUACCACCAUUUUUUAGCCUCAAUUAUUUUAAAAGUCGCUCUUUUAAAAUAUGUAAAAUUUUUUCAACGUAAUUUUCAAGGGUACCUUUGAACUGGAAGGCCUUGAUGAUUCGACAUAGAUUAUAAUUUGAAAAAAUUGCUUCUUUCAGUAAACGGUCAAAUACCGAACGAUGAUUGAUGAUUUAAGUAGUUAUUGUUUAUAAAAUCAAUUUUAAACAAUAAGAAAUAUCGUCUUCGGUUAAUAAGCUACACUUUUAGUAUUCCAGAAAUGGCCAAGUGCCAAAUGACGACUGACAUUUCAGUUAAGAGUGUUGUUUAAAGAACCUAUUUAAACAGGUAUACAAUACCGUCCAAGGUUAACAAGCUCCACUUUUAAGACUUGCUGUCGUCGAACUCUGAUCACCCUCUCUCUCUCUCUCUCUCUCUCUCUCUCUCUCUCUCUCUCAUUUUGCUGUCCUUUUUGACAAUAUUUUCACAAAUUUUUCUUAAAUCAUAUGCUAAACGAAAUGUUUUCCUUUUAAUGGUUAAGUUCUGAAUUGCCACUCUAGAUGAUCCUUAUUAAGGAACCUAAUGACCUGAGUAAUUCUGCCCCAUUGUUUUAAGUAUACGUCAACUCCCCAUAGUUCUCCCUUUAGUUUUCUCCAUAGUUUUCUCCGUAGUUGCUCUAUGGCGUCUAAGACUCCGUCCACAGCAACAACAGGCAGGUAGCAACAAAGCCUUAGGCCGCCACUGUGAAUCAAUAAUCAUUUCCAUGUCUGUUAAUUUUCAUAAAAAUAACUGUGCAGGAAGGGCCUGGUGUAAAUGAUAUGGUUAUGAAGAGAGGAGCAGUUGUUCUUGGUAUGGAGAGUAUAGUUGCAUUGUUUAGCGAGAUAAUUUGGUAGUGUCUUAAUGUCUGUAUAUUCGAAAAUAUUGAAUGGAGGUUUGAGCGUUUUUGUUUAUUUCUUUGAAGGGUGUAUUCAGGUGUAAAUGGUGGUAUUGUCUGUUUUGUGUAGUUCUCUAAUUAUGAAUUCCUUUAUUCAUUAUUUGACUUCAAAACGCAAAACAAAGAGAGAGAGAGAGAGAGAGAGAGAGUAAAAAUUGUGUAAAUUGUCUGAACAUGGAACGUUCGCAAGUUAUGGCUGUUUGAAGAGACCACGAAGUACUUAACUUGCCUUUUGUGUAUGUAAGAAUAAACAAGAGGAAUUAUUGUUUUAAUUUGCAAAACAGUGAUUAUAUCUGAAUGAAUAUAAUAUUGUACUAAAUGUAUUUCUCGAUUACUUCUGAAAAAAAGAACUGCAGGAAAUUCAGGAAUAUUUCAGUGACUGUCGGUGAACAGUGUCUUAAAAGAAUUUGACAGGAAAACUAAGUUCUGAAGCAUGUGUUAAUAAUGACUUUAUUUUUUCUGCAUCUAAAUUAAAACAAUAAAUACAACAUCCCUUGAGUAACUGAAUAAGCAUGUAAACAAUACUUUUAUAUAAUUCUAGACUUGGGAAACCUUUACCCAAAAUCGCAGUCAUCUUCCUUGGCCCUUGAUUAAAAUGAGAGAUUCUUA
Messenger RNA from Macrobrachium nipponense, 3134 nucleotides. RefSeq lists its product as uncharacterized. Lineage: Eukaryota; Metazoa; Arthropoda; Malacostraca; Decapoda; Palaemonidae. The transcript has 5 exons. The coding region runs from base 73 to 1287 and encodes 404 amino acids. The record is from RefSeq and is a predicted model, not a curated record.